Cyphellophora europaea CBS 101466 is the source of this 894-nucleotide messenger RNA. RefSeq lists its product as uncharacterized. Lineage: Eukaryota; Fungi; Ascomycota; Eurotiomycetes; Chaetothyriales; Cyphellophoraceae. The coding region runs from base 1 to 894 and encodes 297 amino acids. The transcript has 2 exons. The record is from RefSeq and is a predicted model, not a curated record.
AUGGCCAACUACCCCGAGCCUUAUCCCGGUAAUGGGAUCUACAAGUCCUUUACCAAGACCUGGCACAGCAACUCAUACCCAGAAAUAUCGCCCACCCGUGCCGGGCUCGCCGCAAAUGGGAAAGUCGUCCUCGUAACCGGUGGCGGCAGUGGGAUCGGGAAGGCAAUUGCCAUCGCCUUCGCUCAAGCUGGCGCUAAAUUCGUCGCCAUCUUUGGGCGUCGCGUCGAAAAACUGAAGACAGCUGCCGAGGAAAUCCGCAAGGCCAAUCCUAGCGGCAUGACCGACGUGUUCUAUGUGUCAGUGGAUUUGAGUCAGCGUGCGGCCGUCGACACUGCUUUCACUAGCGCCGUGGAGCAGGCUGGUGGCGCGAAGGUCGAUGUCUUCGUCAGCAAUGCCGCCACCAUGCCGACCAACGGCUGGGUGGCGGGCUACAAUGAAGAUGUCCUCCGCCAGGGCUUGGAGUUGAAUGUGCUUGGUCACUUCAAUGCAGUUCAGGCGAUACUGCCCAGGCUUGCGCCGACAGCCAAGGUGUUCAACGUCAGCUCAGGUAUCGGACAUAUCAACCCCGUACCUACGGUUUGGGUCUACGCGAUGAUCAAGGCUGCGAUGAUCAAAUUCUAUGAUUACCUGCAGGCUGAGAAUCCGGGGCUGUAUGUUGUCAAUAUACAGCCUGGUGUCGUUGCGACGGACUUGAAUGCUGAUCAGGACUUCAACAAAGAAGAUUCUGUCGACUUGCCUGGCCACUUCCUCGUGUGGCUUGCCUCGCCCGAAGCCGAAUUUCUCAAGGGAAAGUACGUCUGGGUCAACUGGGACGUGAGCGAACUGAAAGCUCGUGCCGACGAGAUCAAGAACUCGCUGCUCUUACGGGUGCUCUUGCACGGUGUUCCCAUGUAA